AUGCCCAGCCUGUCUUUUAACGGAGAUAUUGUUCUGCUAUCGGCGUUGUACUACCCGAGCGAUGAACUGCUCGAACGAACCAUCCCCGUCGUGACGACCUUCGAAGGAGGGAGGACCUGGGUCGACGUGGAGCGCAUCAUGACGCGCGACUUCCAGAUCUUCUCCCGGACUAUAGCAGUUCGUGACGACCAGAACAAGCUACAUCGUUUCAAGCUGUUUUGGCAGACCCAAACGCACGACAGGCAUCCUCGCGCUCUCCGCAUCAACGAGCCGGCGAAGGCAGUCGUCCCUGGACAUACGUUCCGGGGUGAUCUCCUCAUCAUGCGUAUCGGUGUACGUCGUCCAUACACACAUCUCACAGAUAGCGGGGAGAAGGCGUUUGCACGGGCGGCCCUUCGAAGUAUGACACCCACCAGAUUCCUGGAUACCGCGACGCGUAUCACGGAGAUGCGCCAGGCGAACAACAGUGACAUCCGCACGAUCAUGCCAGCAGACCUGGACGGGCAUUCCGACGACUUGCAGCCCGUCAUGCUACAUGCGACGGCGCUCAACGCUCACGGCGUCCACCAUCCCGCAGCUGCAGCACCUCCGUCGCAGCCCCGCCGUCGCAGUCCGUCCGAAGCCCGCCCGGAACGAAGGGACCCGCCAGCUGGCGGGUCGAAGCACGGCGGCCUAGCCCGCGAGGACGUCCGCCAGGUCGACAUAGGAGAUGCGCGACGACUCUCUGCGAAACGUUGGCAGGAUGUCGCUUUUAUGCGGAGUCCUGUCCAAGGCGUCGACCACCUCGUUUCACGCCCUCGGAUCUGGACGGGGCAGUCUCAGCUACGCGGCAACAGAAGCAAAGUCGGCGAGUCGCGCAGCCGGUGGAGCGGUACCGUAGGAGGAGCCAUGCCAGGGUGCGAAGAAGAGAAAACCCCUUACCACGUACUUGCCGCGCCGAAUGCGCUAGCGAAGGCGACGCUUCGCGCGAAGAUAUCCGAACUGCAGCCCACGCCUCGCCCGCCCAUCCGUCGCCCCCGUCUCGCCCCGGUCGUCCGUUUUGGUUUCGACCAUGCGUUGAUGACCGGGCGGUCGAACGGACCUAUACAUGUUAAGGUAGCGAUCGCAACUGUUACGACCUCGGUUACUACAGUCAGGUUGGCACACCUGGCAUUGUGGUGCGUGGGCAGAUCUGGGCGCCGCACAAUGGAAGACCUUUGUCAUAAGAGGGCGCAGAAGAACCAGGGGCUCCCCGACAUCUUGAGUCUUUACGUCGACUUCACGGCGACACGCUCUUGGACAUAUCGCACUGCCGACUGCCCUGAUCGCACUGCGGCAGGCAGCCCUACCAAGGCCUUGGGAGCCGGCAUCGCUCCUUGCGCCACUAAAGUGGACUGGAUCGCGAAGCCCGCAGCCAGCGCUGCCGCUAACGAUCCCGUUGACUCCCACCCCACUGUAUUUGAAGCUGGCGGCGGCGUAUCUCCCCUCAUCCUACCGGGCCCAGGACCGGAAUCGCAAGCAGACAUUGAUGCGUUCCUGCGGCCGCUUGGGCGGACGAUGAGAUGUUCUUCCGUCAGUAAGACGUGCGCGAGGUGGAUAAAGAAGCAGGAAGGUUCACGAUCCGUCCUGCGUGCUGUCGAUCGUUCAGAGUCACAGCGACUGAAAGGAGAACAAAUGUAUCAUGAUAGGAGGUCUAGGAUGUGA
Messenger RNA from Fomitopsis serialis, 1683 nucleotides. RefSeq lists its product as uncharacterized. The transcript is spliced from 11 exons. Bases 1 to 1683 code for a protein of 560 amino acids. The record is from RefSeq and is a predicted model, not a curated record. Lineage: Eukaryota; Fungi; Basidiomycota; Agaricomycetes; Polyporales; Fomitopsidaceae.